Messenger RNA from Linum trigynum, 1267 nucleotides. The record is from the annotation of a GenBank genome assembly. NCBI's taxonomy places the organism in Eukaryota, Viridiplantae, Streptophyta, Magnoliopsida, Malpighiales, Linaceae.
UUAUUAUGUGAAAAAGUUGAUGGUUCUUACUUAUUAUUCUCCAAAUGCUUUAAUGUAUUUUAAGUUUUUUCUCACUUUUUUGUCCAUUUCUCGUUAACCUUUUCCGUCUCUCCCGCCAUGGAAGAAGCAUCCGGCAAGGCCGCCACCACCACCACCACCACCAACAGUGGCCAGAAGCACAACAAUGGCAACAACAACAGCAACCGAACGGGCGUGGUGAUCGGAGGGUUUUUGGAGACGGCCAAAUCUGAGAGGUCGGUGUGGCUCAUGAAAUGCCCUUCUCUUGUCUCUCGCUCCCUUCGCUCUCCCUUCCCCGAUGACCCUUCUCGUCCCGUCGCCAAAGUCGUCGUCUCCGUCGACCCUCUCAACUCCAACGAUGACGAGUCUUCUACUGAGUUCACCAUGGAAUUGGCUGCCACGGAAUCGGGAGAUGCACCCAAGUCAUACACUUUGGAUAUGUCUAAGGACUUUGUUCCAAUGUCUGUAUUUGCUGAGUCACCUCAAGGAAAGGUCUUUGUGGAGGGGAAAAUACUGAACAAAUUUGACGUGAAGCCACAUACUGAGAGUCUUGAAAACUAUGGAAAACUUUGUCGUGAGAGGACGAAGAAGUGCAUGACCAGAAAUAGGCAAAUCCAGGUCAUUGAUAAUGACAAAGGAACUCACAUGAGGCCUAUGCCCGGGAUGAUGACAACCUCUUUUACCGUACAUGAAAAGAAGAAGCCGCCAGCCAAAGCAUCUGAAACUAAAAGGACAAGAAGAGACCGUGGAGAGAUGGAAGAUAUCAUGUUCAAGCUAUUCGAAAGGCAACCAAAUUGGACAUUGAGACAACUUAUACAAGAAACUGAUCAACCUGAACUAUUUCUGAAGGACAUACUGAAGGAGCUUUGCGUUUACAACAAUAAGGGCAGCAACCAAGGAUCGUAUGAGCUGAAGCCAGAAUACAAGAAAUCAAGUGACCCGGAUCCAGCUACAUAAAGGCUAAGCUCUCAAGUGCUAAGCAAGGGAAUUUCAUAAUAACACCAAUUCUCAGUGCUUUCCAUAACUGCAGGCUGACUGAUUCUUGGAUGGCUUAAUUCAUGUGAGGGCUCCACUGCCUGGGUAAGAAGCAUCUUUUGCGCUAAUUAUUUGUUGCUGUGUCAGCGUGGAUGUAGAAAUAGAGUAACCAUAUAUAUGGCUGAAGUCUGAUUCCAAAUGGAUGCAGGGGAUGAUUCAUUGAACUGUGAUUGGUAGAAAUGUAAAUAAAAAUUAAUGAAAGAGCAGGUUACAU